UGCUCCUCUAGAAAAGCCCGACACCCAUCGACGCCCACAUCUCCAAGCCACGCACUGUCACAGGCUGUCGCGUCGCUCGUUCAUCCCGCUGCAAUGGAAGUGCAAAGCGGAAAACGAAAGCGAGAAGAGGACCUGCUACCGAGCAUUACAUAUCUCGUUGGAGAAAGAUCUUUUGAUAGACUUUUCAAGGAACAAUCUCUGGAAGAAAUACAGAAUGUGGUACGGCGAAAACUGCAGCUGCCGUCGAACUCGACGGUCAAGCUAAAGCAGCUGCGUGGCAGCAAGGUUAUUGAUUUAGACGAUGAUGAUGAUUUCGACGCAUUUUCCGCGCGGGCUAGAUUGAUGAAGUUGGUUGAUGUGACGGUGGAGAUUUCACAAACGCCUCCAGCAAACGGAGCCACAUCUUCCACCAGCACGCGUGACGCGUCGAAAGCUUCGGAGACGGGCGUUGCCAAGAAGAAACGCAAAGCCAGUAAUAUCCAGCCCAAGGAUGGCGACGCGUCUGUGGCACCCGAACCGAAGACUAAGAAACGGAAGACAGAUCAGCCUGCAGUGAGCAUUGCUCCCAGGCAUACGGAAAUUGCGAAAAGUUCCAAGGUCGUCCCUGAGGACAAUUUUGUAGAAGAAUUUAUGGCGAACAUUGGGAGAAUAGAGGAGCUGGCCUCAGUCAGUGCUCCAGCAGCAUCCUCACUGAAGCCCUCUGCAAAGCCCGAAGUCUUGAUCAGCACCAAAGCACCAGCCCCCACUGGUGGAGCACCGCCGAAGAAGCCGAGGACGUCCAAGGCUAGUACGGCCAAGGAUGCUGCAGAGAAACCACCAAAGAAGACCAAGAAGGCGAAGGAGACAGAAAAGACAAAGGAGACCUCGAAACUAACAGUACCAGAUGACAAGGAAGUUCCAGCUGCUUCUGGUCCCUCGGAAACGGCGAAGAAAUCAUCGAGGGUGAAGAAGAUUGCCGCACACUCGUUGGAUCUUCAGUCUGUUGGGAGCGUGAAAUCCAAGAACGGUGCAGUUGACGGCGCAGCAGCCUCUGAAAAGAAGAAGAAGGGCAAAGUGAAAGGUAAAGAAGUUGAAAGCGAACCAGCUCCUGAGACAUCUACUUCAACGAAAGGCCGCAAGAAAGUUACAAUUGCGGACGCUUCAGAGGCUCCAGCCCCGAAAGAAAAGAAGACAAAGCAAAGCAAACCGACCAAACCCAAGGCUUCUGAUGCAGAUGAUCAAUAGCUGGCCAACCUCAUAAUCCAAUAAAUAUUCAAGACAUUGUGGAUUCGAUAGCACGUGCAUCGGAGGAAAAGGCUAAAAAGAAUGAUACCAAUGCUGAGGUGAAUUCGGUUAACGAUUCCCAGCCGUCCACUUCACCGGCGCCCCCUGUAAUUACGACCACGAAAGGUGGUGUGUCAUCUAGUCCGCUUUGUCAUGCUUGCUCUGGUUCCUUUCAUCCCUUGUAUCAGUGCCCAACCGUGAGGGCAGGCCAGGAAGCGAUACAGAAUAGACUUGAGGAACUGAGGAAAGCAGGGGCAAAGGAGCAUCAACUCACCAUCAAGGAUUUGGA
This is a messenger RNA of Suillus clintonianus, 1552 nucleotides long. RefSeq lists its product as uncharacterized. The transcript is spliced from 9 exons. The record is from RefSeq and is a predicted model, not a curated record. Bases 94 to 1224 code for a protein of 376 amino acids. Lineage: Eukaryota; Fungi; Basidiomycota; Agaricomycetes; Boletales; Suillaceae.